AUGCACGCUGCAGAUCGCAAACCCGUCAACUUUGCUUUCUCCAACUCUAAAUUCCACCGAACGCAAUCGCAAUCGCAAUCGCAAUCUGUACACUCCGUCACUUCUCCUCAACAGACACUCCUUCCCUCCCUCGCUCCCACUCUUGGUUCUCUCCUUUACGCCUCUCACGGAAACGGCUCCCACGACCGCACCCUCCUACGCACGCGAUCAGCGCUCCACCCGACCACGAAAACAAUAACAACAGCGCCGCCCCCCUUCCCCGACCACGCCCGGCUGGCAUUCCUGUCCACAGCCCAGCUGGCAUACCCUCUGCGUGCAUCCUUCCCUGGAACAAGUGAUUCUGCGCAGGCGGAGCGUCCAAGCGUUAGCGGUUGA
Trichosporon asahii var. asahii CBS 2479 is the source of this 375-nucleotide messenger RNA. RefSeq lists its product as uncharacterized. NCBI's taxonomy places the organism in Eukaryota, Fungi, Basidiomycota, Tremellomycetes, Trichosporonales, Trichosporonaceae. The transcript is spliced from 2 exons. The coding region runs from base 1 to 375 and encodes 124 amino acids. The record is from RefSeq and is a predicted model, not a curated record.